Molecule: messenger RNA, 2478 nt
Organism: Arachis duranensis
Lineage: Eukaryota; Viridiplantae; Streptophyta; Magnoliopsida; Fabales; Fabaceae
Product: KH domain-containing protein HEN4
Exons: 7
Coding region: 145-1842 (565 amino acids)
Biological process (GO): regulation of gene expression
Cellular component (GO): nucleus; cytoplasm
Molecular function (GO): mRNA binding
Source: RefSeq, a predicted model, not a curated record
GCCAGCUUGCCACUGCAACUUGGAUUCUCUUUUCUCUCUUCUCUUCUUCUUCUUCUUCAAGUGGCGACUUCAUUUUCUCUUUCGUUUCGCUUGAAACCGUAACCAACCACCUCAAUUCAGUUACGUAACUACGUUGUUUCCGUUAUGGCCGGUACAACACCUUCUAACGGCAAGCGCUCUCACUCUCACUCCGACUACGAAACCAACAACACCACCAGCAACAGCUACGGCGGAAACAAGCGCCGGAACCCUAGCGCCGCCGAGGACAGGGAUCAGCUACCUUCCGACGACACUGGCACUGUGUACCGCUAUCUCUGCCCCGUUCGUAAGAUCGGCAGCGUCAUCGGCCGCGGCGGCGACAUUGUGAAGCAACUCAGGGCUGAAACGAAGGCAAAGAUUCGGAUCGGUGAGACCGUUCCAGGAUGCGAGGAGCGAGUGGUUAUGAUAUACAGUGUUUCAGAUGAGACGAAUGAGUUCGAGGAUAGCGGCGAUUUUGUGUCGCCGGCGCAGGAUGCGCUGUUUAGGGUUCACCAAAGAGUGCUCGCUGAAGACUUGCGCGGCGGCGGUGGCGAUGACGAAGAUGAUUAUUGCGGUGAUGAGGAUGAUAGAGAGAAGCACGUGACUGCUAGGCUCUUGGUGCCGUCGGAUCAGAUCGGUUGCGUCAUCGGAAAAGGGGGCCAGAUUGUUCAAAGCAUCAGGAGUGAGACCGGUGCGCAGAUUCGGAUCCUUAAGGACGAGCGGUUGCCUGGUUGCGCCUUGAGCAACGAUGAACUUGUGCAGAUAUCUGGAGAUGCUGUGGUGGUGAAGAAAGCUCUGUAUAAAGUUGCAUCCCAACUUCAUGAUAACCCGUCACGGUCUCAGCAUCUGCUUACUUCUGCUCCUCCUGGUGCUUAUGCAAAUAGUGCUUCACUCAUGGGUCCAACCGCAGGGAUUGUGGGAGUAGGUCCUCUUGUGGGUGCUUAUGGUGGAUAUAAGAGUGAUGCUGGAGACUGGUCACGGUCCAUGUAUUCAGCUCCAAGGGAUGAAGCUUCUUCAAAAGAAUUCUCAGUACGGUUUGUUUGUCCAACUGCUAACGUUGGAGGGGUGAUAGGAAAAGGUGGUGCUAUAAUAAAUCAAAUUAGGCAGGAGUCUGGGGCAACAAUCAAAGUUGAUAGUUCAGCAACUGAAGGAGAUGACUGCUUAAUAACCAUUUCAACAAAAGAGUACUUUGAAGAUUCAUUCUCUCCAACAAUAGAUGCAGCUGUGCGUUUACAACCACGGUUCAGUGAGAAAGUUGAAAGAGAUUCAGGGGUGAUCUCUUUCACUACACGAUUUCUGGUGUCAGCUUCAAGGAUCGGUUGCCUUAUUGGUAAAGGUGGAUCAAUAAUAGCUGAAAUGAGGAGGUUUACAAAAGCUAACAUUCGCAUACUAUCAAAAGAAAAUCUUCCUAGAAUUGCGUCUAAAGAUGAUGAAAUGGUGAUGAUUUCUGGGGACCUUGAUAUUGCCAAGGAUGCUCUUAUACAUGUUCUUACACGGUUGAAAGCAAACCUUUUUGAUAAGGAGCGUGCUGUGCCUGCAUUCCCUCCAGCACUUACAUAUCUCCCUGUUUCAGCUGAUGCACCAGAUGGUUCUAGCUAUGACAGUAGAGAUGGUAAACCACACGGACGUGUCCAUUCAUUUUCAAGUGGGUAUGGAGGUGUAAGUGAUUUGCCUUCUGGGGACGCUUAUGGAAGCUAUGGAGGUUCACAGCGUGGUAACAGCAGUGCUUAUGGAGCAUAUGGAAAUUAUUCUUUGGGACGGAGUAGUGCAUCUGGGUUGUCUAAUCAGGGCAGUGCUUCUCGGAGGAGAAACCAUGGUUACUAAAAUUUGUCAGUCGAUGCAGGUGUUAAUCGUGUCAAAAACAAGUGAGGUUGUGCCGCAUCACUUGACUGAAAAUUCAUAUAGUUUUUGAGUAUUCGGAUGUGGUGAGUUGAAGGUUCAGAAGGUGUUUCACAUACGCAGUGACUCUACUAAUGAAGCUCAGAGACAUAAUAUACAUUUACUUUGACCAACUAAGGCAAUACAAUUUGCAGGGCGUAGCUUGCAUGGAUUUAGUGACACGGAGAAAUGGCCUUUGUUGCUUUUUUGUUCUGAUUUGUCAAAAUGGUGCUUGGUUGGUCUAUUUUUAAACUCUGCAUCUGGAGCAUCAUAUUCUUUUGGUUGAGCUUAUUUAGAAUUCAGCUGCAUUUGAGAGCUUAUUAGUUAUUACACUAGGUUUCUUUUUAUUUUAGAAUUUCAUCCUGAAUGAGAGGUGUCAUUGGACACCCGCACAGAUAAGUUGGUUUAUAGAUAUGUUAGCAUAUGAUCCGUUACAUUAACUGUACUCAGCUUAAUUUUUUUUGGAUUAAUUUGACAGGUUUAGUAUGCAAGCGUUGGCCAUUUUAGCAUGCAAGGUUGCAUGGUGUAACUCAGUUGCAGCAGCAAAUGCAAUGCACAGUUCUAAAAUGAAUUUUUUAAAAA